UUUUCACGUCAGAAUGAAGGGCCAUAUUGGAGCGUUUGCGCUGCUCAGCGGCAUUGUCAGCGGUGGUGCUGCCGUUGAUGCGAGAGACGUCCAGUAUGCGGACCAAGACCCUGGGACGUGGUGCGUUACCUACCUUUCGACAUACCUCGCCCCAGUAUCAAUUGCGACCGAUCUCCCGCGCCCAGCUGAAAACACUACAGAUGUCGGACUGAUAUUGACAUCUACUGCUCAAGAUCCAGAUCUCGCUUCCUCGGCCGCUUCUAGCGCAUCCACUUCAGCUACGCUUGAGCCAGCUGGACAGCGUAUCAUCCUUCUCAUCAGCCCUUCUGGCGGUAACACAAAGCGCGAUAUCGGCGGUUUUGUCGGUGAUGGAAAUCCCGACAUCUGUACCUUUGCUACUGUGUUCACUCUUGGCAACGGUCGGCUUUUCGAGGGUGGUGUUCCAGUUUCAUACCUUGGUGAUGGCUACCAGAAACUCCAAGCCUCAUCCUCAUCAAGUGAUAAUGCAAUUUCGACAACUUUCAGCAGUGAGGGAGGGCUACUGCGCUUCCAAAAUCUUUCGUUGCCCAAUGGUGGAGCUUCAUUCUGCCAGACCCCUUCUGAUGGGCAGGUUUACAUGACCUUCGCGUUCAGGCCAUCUGGCUGCGUACCGGUGUCCCUGAAAGUGUAUGGAGCCGAGCAAUGCAUUGACGGUAGACUCGAUGGCCUGGGUCCUACAACAUCAUCCACCAAGCCUGAUGAGACCAUUUCAACACUUUCUACGGAAGAGGUAUCUGCUGAGGCCUCUGCUAUCGAGUCUUCAGUCACCUCUACAUUUUCUACCGAAGAAUCAAGAGUGUCCACAGGGUCAUCAUCAUCCGAAGGUGCUAUCAGCCAAGAGACAGAAGCACCCAGUGGCUCGUUGACUAAUGAACCGACUGCAACACAAUCUCGGGGAAACACAGUCGUCACAAAUGCUAUUUCCAACGGACGUUUCGCAAUCAAGGACCCCAACUCGGAAAGUGGCAUUUUUGGCUUUGAUGCUGAAGGUGAAGCCAAGCAACGAAACGGCAACUGCUACAAGGCAGACGGAAGCUCCGAUGAUGGCUGCGUUGCAUUGGGCUCUUCUUCCGACUCAAAGAAGCGAGCUUUUGGAGGACUAGCGAGUAUCUCACAAUUCCUUACCAACCUUGCUCCAAGCAGAACUGUUCUCUAUACUGUUCAGUUCUAUUACGUCGUCAUCACUGCUGGAGGCAGCCAGGCGUGCAGCGUCAAUGCCUACCUAGGCAAUCGCCAGUUCUACACCAUGGGUCUAUUCACCAGUGGUGGUGUUGGCGUCUCUUGGAACAGAGUCCUCACUACUGUCAUGGCUGACUCUCGAAGCGCCAGCUUUGGCAUCUCCAUGUCCUGCACAGGCAAUGGUCUAGCACUGAUCUACGUUGACUCGGUUUUUGUCUCCAACCAGGUGACACCUGACAACAUCGAUCAGUUCCAGCUGGACUUUGGAGAUGGCAACAGCCCCCAAGAGACUACUAGUGGGCUCCCGUCCGCUCCAACAAGUGAACCGGCCAAUUCAGUAACAUCAAUUGAGCCAGGGACCACUAACACAAACUCCCCUUCCGCUACCACGACAGGCUUCACCAGACCCGAGAUUCCUUCUCAAGAGGUCUGUCCCGAUGGCUACAGGCCUCCCGGCUUUUGUGGACAGAGGUCUCCACAGCCUUCAGAGCCAUUCUGCAAGUACCGUUCCCAGCCCAAUGCUGAUGUUGUGGCGUAUCCACUCUCACAAUAUCCCAUGCAAGGCAUGGAUAUCCAGAAGUGCGCGUUAACUUGUGCUUACAUCGAUGGAUGUUUCGCAUUUGCUGUGAACAACAACAAGAACUACCCCUGCAAUUUCGUCCUUGAACCAUUGAGGGUCUCUGGUUGGACCAGUGGAGAUCCAGAUCGUGUCCUAGAAUGGUCUGAGUUAGCUUGCUUCAACUGUCAGCUCUGUAGUGACUCAUCAUCCCUCUCAACGUCGACCGCUGACUUUACUGACCCUCCGGCGCAAUCGGAGACAACUGUCAUCGCGGAACCAUCGACUAGAGUUCCCCAGAACACUACUCAUUGGCUACCUGACCCACAGACAAGCUCUGGAAGCUUAGAGCCUACACCAGGCACAAAGCCAACGAGCAUCCGACCACCUCGACCGGAGACUAGCGUUGACGUUGGGCCAACUUUCAUCGAAGGCACCACCACUUUCCCUGAAGCAACCCACACAUCAGCUGAAGAUCCUGUUCUGGAUACAUCAAGCGGCACGCUCGAAGACUCUACAUCCUUCAGCGAAGAUGCAACAUCGACUACUCAAGAUCCCACUUCAACCUCAGAAACUACCACUGCUUCUGAAACUCCAACGGAGACUUGCAAAUACACUCACGGCGAGAUGUGUAACUUUGAUCGUUUCAACUACCCGAAAGACGUUCUCUGUUCAUGGGGCGACAAGUUCACCAGCAGAAAAUUCUGGUUGGAGACCCGCGAGUCCUAUCCUCAUCAAGACCGAGCCGAACAAUGUAUAGCCAUCUGUCAAGGCCAUCCACUCUGCUUGACUGCUGGAUACUCACAAUUCGAAAACCGAUGCUACUUCUCUGAACUUCCCUUACUCAAGGAGAACUUCGUCACCGAAGAUAACGACUGGAAGAAGCAAGUUUGGCUGGACACGCGCUGCUACACCGACUGCGAAGCGUGUGUCCCUGAUUCUGUCCCCAAAGGUCCUCCCGAUAUGUGUGCAUACACUUUGGGCGAUGAGUGCAAGCCAGUCGCCAACCCUCCUGACGGCACUGUCUGCAAUUACGAUGCGUAUAUGGGAGGUGGAUGGGUUGAUGGAAAUGAUCCGAGCGUGAUUAGUGUUUAUACAGAGUACGCCCAGGCUAGUCCUCGGAGGUGUGCUGCUAUCUGUCGAGCUUAUCCAGGAUGUAAGGGUUCUGGAUAUAAGGAUGAUCGGUGCAAGUUCUCGGUUUAUAAGCUUGCUUUGACCGGUAUGCCCAUACCACUUGAGACGGACAAGGAUCCUUCUAUGAACUCUAUCUGGGAUGAUCCUGCGUGUUGGACAUGCCCUGGUUGCGAGUAA
Fusarium odoratissimum NRRL 54006 is the source of this 3085-nucleotide messenger RNA. RefSeq lists its product as uncharacterized. The record is from RefSeq and is a predicted model, not a curated record. Bases 14 to 3085 code for a protein of 1023 amino acids. The transcript has 2 exons. NCBI's taxonomy places the organism in Eukaryota, Fungi, Ascomycota, Sordariomycetes, Hypocreales, Nectriaceae.